UUCAUAUUUGCUUCUAUUUUCUUUCAGAUAUGGGAAAACAAAACAGUAAGCUAGCUCCAGAGAUGCUACAGGACUUAGUGCAAAGCACAGAAUUCUCAGAGCAAGAGUUGAAGCACUGGUAUAAAGGGUUCCUGAAGGAUUGUCCAUCUGGCAUUCUUAAUUUAGAUGAGUUUCAGCAGCUCUAUAUUAAGUUUUUCCCUUACGGUGAUGCUUCCAAGUUUGCACAGCAUGCCUUUCGUACGUUUGACAAAAAUGGGGAUGGAACCAUUGAUUUCCGGGAAUUUAUCUGUGCUUUGAGUGUCACAUCACGGGGAAGCUUUGAGCAAAAGCUGAAUUGGGCUUUUGAGAUGUAUGAUUUAGAUGGCGAUGGGAAGAUCACCAGACUGGAGAUGCUGGAGAUAAUUGAGGCAAUCUAUAAGAUGGUGGGUACUGUAAUCAUGAUGCGCAUGAAUCAAGAUGGCCUAACUCCACAACAGAGAGUUGACAAAAUCUUCAAAAAGAUGGACAAGGACAGAGAUGACCAAAUAACCUUGGAAGAGUUCAAAGAGGCAGCAAAGAGUGAUCCCUCCAUAGUGCUUCUGCUGCAGUGUGACAUGCAAAAAUAGUAUCACUUUUACUUUGUCAGCUCAGCUGAAUGCCCCGCAUGCACCUCUCUACCUUUCCUUUCCCACACAAUAUCCUGGGGCUUUCCACCUAAUCAAUAUACCUAUUCAGUACCACUCUGACCAUAUAAGAUGGAGGUGGUGGCAAUAUGGCUACUUCUUAGAUAAUAACGAGACUGAAAA
This is a messenger RNA of Nanorana parkeri, 785 nucleotides long. It is a transcript of the gene HPCAL4, whose product is annotated as hippocalcin like 4. The transcript is spliced from 3 exons. NCBI's taxonomy places the organism in Eukaryota, Metazoa, Chordata, Amphibia, Anura, Dicroglossidae. Gene Ontology annotation, molecular function: calcium ion binding. The coding region runs from base 30 to 605 and encodes 191 amino acids. The record is from RefSeq and is a predicted model, not a curated record.